AGAACGUCAUCAUGCUCACGAUCAACGUCCCCAACCUCCCGCCCAUCCCGGAGACGAAGCUGGACCUGCAGGAGAACGGCUUCGACUUCCAUGCCAAGGCUGGAAACCCGGCAAAGGGCAUCCCGGAGAAGGAGUACGCCUUCCACCUCGACUUCUUCGCUCCCAUUGACCCCAAGGUACGUGUAGUGACCCCCUUGUGAUAUCUCCUCUCCCUCGCACAUCCCUCUGAUCGUCCUCCCACCCCCCUCCCCCCGCGGCACCUGUCUCGCAGGAGAGCAAGAUCCACCCGUCAUCGAAGAACAUUUACCUCGUUCUGCGCAAGAAGGAGGCCUCUUCCGAGUACUGGCCGCGCCUUUCCAAG
Jaminaea rosea is the source of this 361-nucleotide messenger RNA. RefSeq lists its product as hypothetical. Bases 12 to 200 code for a protein of 62 amino acids. The transcript has a single exon. The record is from RefSeq and is a predicted model, not a curated record. Lineage: Eukaryota; Fungi; Basidiomycota; Exobasidiomycetes; Microstromatales.